Messenger RNA from Trichobilharzia regenti, 1722 nucleotides. Lineage: Eukaryota; Metazoa; Platyhelminthes; Trematoda; Strigeidida; Schistosomatidae. The record is from the annotation of a GenBank genome assembly.
CUAACACUCAUGACUUGAAACCCAGGACAUAUCAGUGGUUACCGUUCUAAACUAUCAUUUGUUUUAUAUUUCAACUGAGUGGUGUUUUUGUAGCCUUAUGUUCAACCCUUCAUUCAACGGGGCUUAUGAUUGCAUCGGUCGGAGAUCAAACCUCGCAUCACCUGUGUUUCUGAGUAUUCUACGGCUGAAUUACCGACAUAUGGAGUCACAUGUGUGUAGAUUACUCAAAAUUGUCUCGUUUUAAUCCCUCGAUAAAGGCUGACGGUGUAGUGUUGUGCACGUGUGUGUGUGUGUGUGUUCUCAAAUCUAGUCUCAUCUUUUAAAUGAAUGUAACAUUAUGAAAAAGAAAAGGUCAGUAGCAACUGAAUUAGUUUCAAGAGCUUCAUCUGUCCUGCCGGCAUUUACAGAUAUCUUUGACGAGGAGACAUUCUACAUCUUUUUCGCUUGCCUUGUUGUCGUCUCUUUUGUUGUAGCCUUUGGUGUUGCAUGGUAUUUCGACGUGACAAUUAGAGAUGCAGAUGAUGCAAUGAAGACGAAUAAAAGAUCAAAACGCCGACCACCUGUUUCUACUACUACAACCACUACUAAUAGAAAUAAUAAUAGUAGUAAUAGUGGCAACAAGACUAGAUAAUAUUUUAAUUCAUUUUUAUGAACUACACACUUCCUUGUUUUUGUUUUUUUCUUUUUAACACCCUUUCUCUUAUGUGUAAUAGUUACCAGUAGUGAAAGCAAUGCAAACUAUCGAAGUUUUCUCCGCUUACACCAAAAAAGUAAAUAAGGAAGCUCAUCAUCUUUCAUGUCUGUGCAAUACAUACAUAUAUAUUCUCAAUGCAUUUAUAUAUUUUUUUAUCUACCUUCCUUUUUUGUCUGAUUUCUCCGUUGUUUUUCUGUGUGUCUUUGUUUUUGUUGUCUCAAUUAAAUUUUCAUCAUUUAGAGGUGAUCAUCAGUGUGGUGAAAUGGUUCUCUUAAUUUAUUAAAUUAUUGCUAUUGUGAAAGGAAUAUAUAUACAUAUAUAUAAAAAUCUAUUUCUUAAUUCUAUUUUCCAUCAAAGUACCUCGGAGAUUACGCAAUUUUUCGUCAAUCACUUUCUCGCUUUAUAUCCUCCGAAUCCUCGAGGCGAGAGCGUAUAUAAGAUUCCUAUUUCUGUUUAGGGGCACGAAGCUUUGAAAGUUGAUGAAUUGUCCAUUCCAUGUAGGCUUUUUGUAUAUAGACCUUUUCAGAGAGUUGUCGGCGUUUGUUGCCAUUAAGACAUAAAAACAAAGAAUUCAGUGAAGAAAGUUCUCUUUCGACGAUUUCAUAACUGUAUAGGAAUUACAAUAGACGAUAACAAUCACUUUUAUUGUGUGUAUAUGUGAGUGUGUUAAAGUUUGACAGUGAGUGGAAAUAAUAAAGUGCGAUAAUAUUGGUGUAUAGGAUUAUGACUCACAGUAGAUUAGAUAUUUUGAUGAAUAUUGUAGAAACAGGACACAACAUUACUGUUUAUAUGUCUUUUAAACCUAUCCAUCCAUAAAACGUCUUUGUGGGAUGGCGUAUCCUAAAGUUUGUGGAAGCCCUAACUGGCAAUUAGGAAGUUUAAACCAUCUCUAUGCGUUUGUCGAAGCAACAAUUCAUUAUCAUACUAAACCUUCCUUGGUAAACUUUGUUUUGAUGCCACCAGCCAGGGCACUACUAUGUACUAUUACCUCCCUCCCUUCUUUCGUUUAGUGAUCUUCAUUGUUAUCU